AUGUAUUCGUCUAAGUACAGCUUUAAUCAUCCAUCGAAAGUCAUGAUUACUUGGGAAGUUUCGUCUACUGCUUCGGGUUUUGAUAACCAGGCUUAUGCUCACGAGUUAAGAUCUAUGUUGAAUUCAUAUCGCCAGGAUAUGGAUCAAAAAGAGAUAUCUGAUUAUCGUUAUCCAUGCAAGUUACUUAUGGAUCUUGCUAUCGACGAGUGGACAUUGCCGACAUAUAAUCCUGUAAUCGAAGGUUCUGAUCAUGUUGAUUCGAGCGAUCAUGCUCACAAGACCUUUCUUUGGGAUUUUGCGAGGAAGGCUUGGAUUAUAAAUAAAGAAUCUAAUGGUUUCAAUGAAGAUAAUGAGUCUGAUGAUAUCGAGGUGCUAUCUGGCCGUGGUACUGAUGGUGAUUAUGGUUUUGAGGAUUACAUGGGGUUUGAUUCCGAGUCGCACGAUGAUACCGAUGAUAUGGACCAAACAGAUGAAUACGAUUCUGAAGAUGGUUUUAUUGACGACGGUGAGUCUUGUGAAGGAUCUGAUGGUUCAAGUGAUAACUCGGAAGGUGAUAGUGAUGAUGGUGAUGAUGAAGAUGAAGAUGAUGACGAUGCUGAUUCGACUGAUGAUGAUGAGGAUGAUGAUGAAGAUGUUAUGUUGGAUGAUGAGACUGAGAGUGACGAUGAUAGUGAAUAUCACCAAAACGUCGAACCGAAUGAUAUACUCAUCGAAAAGAAUAUUAGUAUAUCGGGACACCAGAAUUCGGUGUGUACUUAUACAGUUUCUCUUGGUUCAAUGUGUUUUGGAGGGUGUGUGUCCCGUUGGAGACCUUCCAAAGAUGGUUGUACUAUCUUUGUUAAGGUUUUACAGAUGGGUGCAUAUGGUAAUUUUGAAACGUUCUUCCCUGGAGCUCAUAUUAUCGGAUGA
Molecule: messenger RNA, 909 nt
Organism: Eutrema salsugineum
Lineage: Eukaryota; Viridiplantae; Streptophyta; Magnoliopsida; Brassicales; Brassicaceae
Product: protein PFC0760c-like
Exons: 5
Coding region: 1-909 (302 amino acids)
Source: RefSeq, a predicted model, not a curated record